Molecule: messenger RNA, 1428 nt
Organism: Xyrauchen texanus (razorback sucker)
Lineage: Eukaryota; Metazoa; Chordata; Actinopteri; Cypriniformes; Catostomidae
Product: piggyBac transposable element-derived protein 3-like
Exons: 1
Coding region: 1-1428 (475 amino acids)
Molecular function (GO): sequence-specific DNA binding
Source: RefSeq, a predicted model, not a curated record
AUGAUGAACUUUGUGGCUAUCCUGAUCUAUAUGGGGAUUGCUGAGCUGCCUGCCAUUGAAGACUACUGGGCAAUGGAGACCAGGGUCCCUCAAGUCGCAAACAUCAUGUCAUCGAAGAGGUUCAGGCUGAUGAAGAGGCUUGUCCAUUUCAACGACGACACCCAGAUCGCUGGCACCAUCGACCGAUUCUUCAAGGUGCGGCCACUGUUCAGUCACCUGAAUGCUGCCUUCAGGAGUGAGCCACAGACACCCAAGCAGUCUGUGGAUGAGGUCAUGGUUGCCUACAAAGGCAAGGCAGCUGGCAACCUGAGGCAGUAUAUCAAGAACAAGCCGGACAAAUGGGGAUUCAAGUUGUUUGCCAGGGCUUCUGAGGAUGGCUUCAUCCAUGACAUGGUGCUGUAUCAAGGGAAGAAUACGCUGGAGGCCCACGGUGUCCCCCUGACGCCUGAACAAACAGCCAUGGGUGUCACCAGCCAGAUAGUCUCCGUCCUAGCCAGCACCAUGCCCUCCUCCACCACCACAGCCAUCUUUGCUGACAACUUCUUCACCAGCCUGGAGAUAGUGCGGUACCUCAAGGACAAGAACUGCAGGUACACAGGGACAGCCGGGGACAACAGAAUAGGCAAGCCUCCAUUCAAAAGUAUCAAGGAGAUGGAGAAUAAGGCUGUCCCUCGUGGUAUGUAUGACUACGUCACCAGUGACGAUGGGAUCCUGGCCCUCAGGUGGAAGGACAACAGGAUCGUCACUCUGCUGUCAACAGACGUGGGGGUGGAGCCCAUGUCCUCAGUCUACCGGUACUGCAGUGAAACCAAGAGGAAGGAACAAGUGAUCUGCCCUGCUGUCAUCAAGAGCUACAAUGCCAACAUGGGGGGCAUUGACAAGUGUGACAUGUUGGUCCACCUCUACCGCACCCCCAUGAAAUCAAAGAGGUGGUUCAUGCGCAUGUUUGCCUACUCUGUUGAUGUCAGCCUCACGAAUGCCUGGGUUUUCUACAGGCGGGACUGCAAGGCUAUUGGUCUUCUGGAUGGCCUGUCUUUAAAACAUUUUCGGAUCCAGGUGUUCAGGGAAGCCAGCAGCCAGAAGUCAGUCACAUCACAUCCUCGAAGGUGCUCAGCAUUUCCAGGCAGCCUCAGCACUUCUGCUGACAUCCCCACACCUGUCCGGGGACACCGCAGCUACAAUCCAGAUAGUUAUGUGCGGUUUGACAUGUCCCUGUUUCAUGCCCCUGUCUACACUAACCGCCAGACCUGCAAGUACUGCAGCAGGAAGGGGAAUAUCAUGAGAUCAUAUGUGGUCUGCAGGGUCUGCAAGGUCCAUCUGUGCCUCACUGCUGGCCGCAACUGCUUCAUCAAGUACCACGAAGCAGUGGAAUUCACUGGACUUGACAAAAAAAAAAAAAAAUCUAAUAAUAAUUACAAAUGUUCCUAA